This is a messenger RNA of Bicyclus anynana (squinting bush brown), 5428 nucleotides long. RefSeq names its product zinc finger protein 54. Gene Ontology annotation, molecular function: DNA-binding transcription activator activity, RNA polymerase II-specific; RNA polymerase II cis-regulatory region sequence-specific DNA binding; zinc ion binding. Gene Ontology annotation, biological process: regulation of transcription by RNA polymerase II. The transcript has 8 exons. The record is from RefSeq and is a predicted model, not a curated record. Gene Ontology annotation, cellular component: nucleus. Lineage: Eukaryota; Metazoa; Arthropoda; Insecta; Lepidoptera; Nymphalidae. The coding region runs from base 1438 to 4050 and encodes 870 amino acids.
UUGCAACAGAUAGCUGUCUUCAAUAGUGUUUAUUAUGCGAUAGAUCUUAAGGUCGUCGGCGAAAAUGGAACAUUUACUGUAGCGUAUAUUAUCAGUUAUAUCGUUUAUGAACAUAGUGAACAAAAUAGGCCCUAAAUGAGAUCCUUGAGGUACUCCUGAAGUGGCAAUGAAAGGAUCAGAGAUAUGGCCCUUAAUAGUCACCCUUUGUGUUCUAUUCGUCAGAUAUGACCUAAACCACGAGAGCAAUGGCUCGUGGAUCCCGUAACCACAUAGCUUUAGAAUUAAAAUACUGUGGUCUACCUUAUCGAAAGCACUACUGAAAUCAGUAUAUAUGGAGUCAAUUUGUAAUUUUUUAUCAACACAUUUAGAUACAUAUGAUACAUAGCCUACCAGAUUUGAUAUCGUUGAUCUGUUUCGACAGAAUCCGUGUUGGUCAACUGAAAUAAUAUUAUUAGAGUAGUUGGUUAAUAGGGGGCAUAUAAGUUUUUCAAAGAUUUUCGAGAAUGUGUUAAGCAUAGAGAUGGGUCGAUAAUUGCGAGUGUUAUUUUUGGUACCUUUUUUAAAUAUCGGUAAAAUAUUUGCGGUUUUCCAGAUGUCAGGAAAUGUUGAGGUUUGUAGAGAUUUGUUGUAAAUAAUUUUCAAAGGCCACGUGAGAUAUUUGUACGUCUUUUUUAUAAAAAUUGGAGGCAUACCAUCGGGUCCAGCACUCUUACUAUGGUCCAACGAUUUAAGCACAUUGCUUAUAUCAUGUUCUCGUAUAAAAAUAUUUGAUAGACUUUUUUGGGGAUUGAAAUACAUAUUUAUAAUAAUAAUAUAAUAUAAUUAUAUGGAAUAUAUAAAAUUAUUAUUGUAAAUAUGUAUUUCUUUAGUUUGUUAGUUGAUAAGUUUUAUAAUAACCGUCUUAUUAUAUCUAUUAUUUAUUUGUCCUUGUCUUAAAUUUUUUAGAGUUCAUUUUCUUGCUGACUCUUAGCAAUCACUAGAAAACCGGUCCCACUGUUUUUAUUAUUUAUCAUACAAGUUAACAUUUAAUGUGAUGAACUGUACACUUAUUGUUUUCCUUUUAACAUUAUAAUUUUUUACCACAAAAUAGGGAAAAAUUUAACAGCCUCAUGUACUAGCAACAUUACGCGGGUGAGAAUUGCGACGAGUGCAGGCUGUUGUGUACAAUUUUUGGAGUUUGGACACACUGCGCACUAUAGAAUGACAUCUAAACGUGGCUUCUGGUGGUUUUCUGUAUUCUGAGCUUGUGAUUAAUCACAAUCACAAAUAAAAAGCAGAGGGAUACGGUAUUUAUUGUAUAAAAUUAAUCUGAUAAUCAAGGAAAUUGGAACAUUUCUAAAUGUUUAUAAAUAUCAAUAUUAAGUACAAACUUCAAAAUAAAUUGUCGAAGUGACCUUACAGAAAAAUUAAAACCCGUAAAACACAAACUACACCAAGAUGCAGUGCUGCGUGCCUUUCUGCGUAAAUACUUCAGACAAUGCGUCAACAUCUGCGGGAACAGGAAUUACCUUUCAUGAGUUACCCAGUGAAGAAUAUCUCCAUGCUGCUUGGCUCAGAGCCCUCGGCACACAAGACCAUCACCUGCCCGACCCUGCUGUGGUCUGCUCACAGCAUUUUGUAGAUGAAGACUUUUAUGAAACAAAGAGUUGUGUAAGGCAGAUUCGCUCCAAUGCUAUACCUACAACAGUGCAGAUGUGCAUGAUAUGCCUGGACACUGACAGCAAGCUGUCUCUAAUGAGUGAACACAAGUUGGAGGAGAUAUAUGAACAGCUAACUGGACUGUCGUUGUUUCAGUUGUGUCGUGGAGGAAACCUGAAGCAAACACUCUGUGUGCUGUGUGCUCAGAGAUUGAUUAACUUCAGUAGAUUUAGAGACUUGUGCUUGAGAGCCCAUUCACUGAUGACAGACUUACUUGCACAAGAUGAAUCAAUUACUAUUCAACAUAAGGAACUGAUGAACUGCGCAACAAAACAUCUGCAGUGUAACUUAACACAGACGACGUUAGGAGCAGACUACUGUGACUUGUACAUAGAUCACACUGAUGAAGAGGAACAGACAGCAGCAGAGGAAUCUGUAGUGAAAGAUGUUGCAUCAGUUGUGGUGAAGAAUGAAUACAGUUCUGACUCCAUGUCAAAUGCUGAUAACUCUACAUUGGUACACAAAGAUGACAAUGACAGAAACCGUUCCAACAAUGACUGUGUCUUGAACGAUGAAUACUCUGACAUGAGCAUCGAGCUGGAAUCUAGACUACUGGACGAAGCUAUAGGUGAAGCUCUUCAUAACAAAGCAACAGCUUGCUGGGCUGCAGUCACAGAACAUACUGAAACAGAGAGUUCCAUAAAGAGUGAAAGUGUUGUCUUUGAAUGUUCAUUUUGUGAUAAGGAGUUUCUGCAAGAAAUUACAUACUUGGAACAUUUAAGCAAACAUUCAUCAUUCAUUCAGGUAGUUGGCGGCGACGCUGCAUGUGAUGCAUCACAAGUGUGCGAGCCUCGUGCAGCUGUGAGCCGCAGCGGUGACUCACUCGUGCUGCAGAACAAGUCAGUAUACAACGACGCUGCAUGUGAUGCAUCACAAGUGUGCGAGCCUCGUGCAGCUGUGAGCCGCAGCGGUGACUCACUCGUGCUGCAGAACAAGUCAGUAUACAACGACGCUGCAUGUGAUGCAUCACAAGUGUGCGAGCCUCGUGCAGCUGUGAGCCGCAGCGGUGACUCACUCGUGCUGCAGAACAAGUCAGUAUACAACGACGCUGCAUGUGAUGCAUCACAAGUGUGCGAGCCUCGUGCAGCUGUGAGCCGCAGCGGUGACUCACUCGUGCUGCAGAACAAGUCAGUAUACAACGACGCUGCAUGUGAUGCAUCACAAGUGUGCGAGCCUCGUGCAGCUGUGAGCCGCAGCGGUGACUCACUCGUGCUGCAGAACAAGUCGGUAUACAACGACGCUGCAUGUGAUGCAUCACAAGUGUGCGAGCCUCGUGCAGCUGUGAGCCGCAGCGGUGACUCACUCGUGCUGCAGAACAAGUCAGUAUACAACGACGCUGCAUGUGAUGCAUCACAAGUGUGCGAGCCUCGUGCAGCUGUGAGCCGCAGCGGUGACUCACUCGUGCUGCAGAACAAGACAGGAAGUCGGAGGCUGAAUGAUGUCCCUCCCCCGGCUGCAGACUGCGCUCAGGCUUUAGUCGCUCCACUGUCCGCGAGACUUGCGGCAAACAACGACCACAAAGUGCAGGCAACUGAAGAAGCAGCUGCGACCCGGAAAACUGAACAAAUCCUUGAGACUGACAUUGGUGAACUGAACAACCAAUCAUCUCAGAGCGGCACCAAAAUAUAUACAGACAUAAAUAGAUUCACUAACUGUGUAGUACAGUUAUAUGAUAUUUUCAAGAAACCCAAGAAAACUGUACUAGAUGAGAAUCCACGCGUGAAAACCCACACUCGUGCAAAGCCUUAUUCUUGUGAGAUAUGCAAUUAUAAAUGCACACACAAAAGUUCUUUAAGGCAGCAUAUGAAAACUCACACUGGCGAAAAACCUUUUUGUUGUAAGGUAUGUAAUUAUAAAAGUGCACACAAAUGUCAUUUAAAAAGACAUAAAAGAAUUCACACUGGCGUAAAGCCUUUUUCUUGUGAGAUUUGCAAUUAUAAAUGUACACAAAAACAUCAUUUAUUAGAUCACAUGAAAACCCACACUGGCGAAAAGCCUUUUUCUUGUGAGAUUUGCAAUUAUAAAUGUACACAAAAACAUCAUUUAUUAGAUCACAUGAAAACCCACACUGGCGAAAAGCCUUUUUCUUGUGAGAUAUGUAAUUAUAGAUGUGCACACAAAGGUGAUUUAAAAAGACAUAAAAGAAUCCACACUGGCGAAAAGCCUUUUUGUUGUGAGAUAUGUCAUUAUAAAUGUUCACACAAAGGUGCUUUAAACAGACAUAAAAGAACCCACACUGGCGAUAAGCCCUUUUCUUGUGAGACAUGCAAUUACAAAUCUGCAGAAAGAUGUAAUUUAUUGCAACAUAAAAUGAGAAUCCACACUGACACUGAGCUUCAAGAUUUAUUGUGAUAUAAUAGAAAAUGACGCACGAUCAUGAUGCAGAUGUGUGCGUUAAACACAAAAGACUUAAUCAAUUUUUUUCUGAUCCAUUGUAUCCGAAAGUGACCCAAGUGUUGAUAGACUCUAAAGUGCAAACAGAAGUCACAGUUGUAAACUAUUGACAACUGUACGAAGUGCAACUCGUACGCGGCUCCCUUCACCCCCUCGGGUAAAUGAGCGGGGCUCGUAUUGUGUGAGUCGCUCUCACUGCAGUGAUCGCGAGCGUUGCCCAGUGGCCGGUUGUAAAGAUGAGUUCACAACAAACCACGCUUAGCGGAUAUCUCAUAAGCGGCAGCGGAGCUUCUACGAGUACUUAUCAAACUGUGACGAAGGGGAUACACAAAAAGUCGUGCGACCUAAAAAACGAAAGGAUCGGUCAGCUGAAAACGAUUUUCAUAUGUAGUUUCACAUUCAUAUUACCAAUUUUUGUCAACAAUUUGUUGAACUCAAAAUGAACGUUAACUUAAUUUUGAGUAACACGGCAAGAUGUUACGGAACUAACAAAUAUACUACUAUCCUUGGUAUUUGUCCUCUUCUGUUUGUUAAUCUGUUUAUUUAUCCUCUUCUGUUUGUUAAUAAUGUUCUGUUUGUUCCUAAAUAUUGUAUUAUGCAAUAAUAACCAGUGCACAGUAAAACCAACUGUGGUUUGUGUUGCACUAUGGUUAGGCUUAAUUUCAAUGUGUUGUUUGUUGAAUAAUAAAUAAAUCAAAAUAAAUAAAUAAAUAAUUAAACUCAAAAUAUACUGCACAACAACAAGAACUUUACAAUGUCCUAAACCGUUGAGAACUAUACAUCUUGGAAAAUAUUUAUAGGAGUAGACCUCUCAAAGUGUGUUUGUUGUUGAUGUGGUUUUAGUAUAGACAGAGAUUAGAGACAGAACGUCAUCGAUUGCAAAUAUUAGGGUUGCACAAGUUACUGGAAAAAAAACGGCUCUGUUAGCUUACCAUGGACACGUUUCAUCUAUAUUGCGCUAUGGAUUAAUUUUAUGGGGUAACUCAAUAGAUGCGAAAAAAGCCUUUAUUAAACAAAAGGCUUGUAUAAGGUCAGUGUUUCAAGCCAAUCCUUUAGAUAGCUGUAAACCUCUGUUCAAAAACAAUAAAAUCUUACCGCUGCCAUGCCUUUAUAUAUUUGAAACGUUGCUGUUCGUAAAAAAGAAUCCAACUCUGUUCCCUACCAAAAAACUAAUGUGCCCAAACUGGCGGGGCAGGCAACCAAAUAAAAUCUGUGUGCCACCGAGACGGCUGGUUCUUCUCUCAAAUAAUUGCUUCUGUAUGGCUGUUUCUUUGUACAAUAAGCUUCCAGAAUCAUAUAAAACUAUGCCCCUAAUAAAGUUUAAGCGAAUAAUCUU